AUGCCGUCCUCUGCGCACUCACCGCAAAAGAUCAAGCUGUGCGAGCAUGUAUUGCUCCAGCACUUUGGUCCCAUCGCUGCGCGGGUCGGUGCAUUGCUGCUCAAGCGUGGUCGGUUGACGAUCCGCGAGAUUGGCCGCUUCCUCAACCAAGCGCCAACACGGACCAAUCGCGGCCCUACAGACCCAUUCAGCAACCACAGCGCAAUCCACAGCAAGUCGACGCUGGUCUCGGCUCCCAUUGCAGGUGCCAGCUCCAGCUACAACACCAGCGAUCCCAAUGCUCCUGUUCCAGUACCCAAGUUUCUUGUAGAGCAGACCAUCAUGACGCUCAUCCAGCACGGAUGCGCCUGGCACAGCUCGACCGAUGCCAAUGUGGGCGACUCGAACCAGGAGUUCUUCGAGAUCAACAUCAAUGAGGUGCUCUUGCGCCUGCGCUUCGGCAGAUACAUUGGCAUCGCUGAAGAGGAGCUCGGCUCUACAGCGGCGAGGAUCGUCAAGCUCGUCUUGCAGCACGGCAAACUCCAGGCUAGCGACAUUGUCGAUCGCAUCGCUUCAGAGAUGGACGCGCAACGCAGAGCAGCCGCAGCUUCCACCGAUCCUCACAACAACGGUGACCCUCCAAACGGCACAGCGAACGGCUCGAACAAGCGAAAGGCAGACGCAACCGACGACCUCUCCCUUCUGCAUUCUGAAGUGGCUCGUCAGCUCACCGUGAUGCUCUUCCGAACCUACUUGCGGCCCAGCACGGCUCACCAGCAUGUUGCACCUCGAGACAAAGAGAUCAAGUACGAAGCCAAAUUGCGGCAAAAGCUGCGUGGCAUUCCCACACCAAAGGAGCUACAGAAGAUCAAGGAGGAGGUGCGCAUCAAGAUUGCCGAAGAAAGAGAAGCGGACUGGGAAGGAGCAGGCACGACCGUAGCGUUGGGCGCUGAUGGACUUGUAGCCGAUCGUCGCGAGACACGGCGUGGCUUGCUACGGAAACAACAAAGCGCCAUCGCCGUCGCUGGGGCAGCGAGCAAGAGCAAACGCACCAGGACCAGCGCCAAGGACAAGAAGGGCAAAGACAAGGGCAAGGACAAGAACGGCGUCAACGGCGUCCACACUUCGCCCAUCGUAGAAGGGUUCGACCCGGCAGACGACUACGAGAUCGACCCCACCGUCUGGUUGCGCGUCCACUUUGACCGCUUCGACGUCCACCUUCGCGAUGAGCUCAUGAUCGACGCGGUGCGGGAAAAGUACAACAACACCGCGGCCGAAGUGUUCCGGCAGCUCAUCCAGGCGGGCGAUGCAUCGACCAAAAAGUCGGUACGCGACGUCCGCAGUGCACCCAUCGCCAUCAGCAGUCUUGCCUACAAGAUGCCCUCCGAUCUGUCCCUGCAGAAAGGCUUCGACCGCCGGUCCUUUGGCAAGGACAAAGCCUCUCUGCCCAGCAAGCAAGAGUUCCUCGCCGAGUACUGUGCCAUCUUUUCGCACUCGGAAGACCUGACCGGCAAGGCCCUCCGACUCAUGGCUCCUGCCUCGGACAGCAGCACGAAGACCGCUGGCGGCUCCAAAGUCUCGUCGUCGCUCACGAUCGAGUUCAGCAACGUGGCCGAGCGAAUGCGCCGCGAUCUGCUGCGCAAUGUUGUCGAGGACAAGUUCGGCACUGCCGCCAUCCGGAUCAUGAACAUUCUCCGGGAGAAAGGCAAGCUAGAAGAGAAGCACAUCUCCAAGCUUGCGCUCGUCUCGAUCUCGGAGACGCGCGAUCUGUGCUCGAGGCUGUUCCACGCCUCGCUACUGGGUCUGCAGGAGGUGCCGAAAACGAAAGAUCGCGAUCCGGCAAAGACAUUCUUCCUGUGGUUCGUCGAUGAGGCCAAAUGCCGAGCGUGGCUGCUGGACCAUCUGUACCAGAGUUUGGCGAGGUUGGGACAGAGGAGGAACGACGAGAUGCGUAGACAGAUGCCCCUGCUCAGGAAGGUCGAGAGGAGCGAUGUCAAGCUGGAUACGGUGGGCCUGCUGACCGAAUGGGAGAGGGAAAGCUGGGCACGCUUGCAGAACACGCUGCAGAUGCUGACCGUGGCAGAGAUGAGAGUGGAGAUGGACGUGUUCGUCAUGCGCGAUUUGGCGAGCGGCACAUUCGUUGUCGAUGAGUAG
Messenger RNA from Kalmanozyma brasiliensis GHG001, 2133 nucleotides. Its product is annotated as RNA polymerase III subunit RPC82-related, helix-turn-helix. NCBI's taxonomy places the organism in Eukaryota, Fungi, Basidiomycota, Ustilaginomycetes, Ustilaginales. The transcript has a single exon. Gene Ontology annotation, molecular function: single-stranded DNA binding. Gene Ontology annotation, cellular component: RNA polymerase III complex. Gene Ontology annotation, biological process: DNA-templated transcription. The coding region runs from base 1 to 2133 and encodes 710 amino acids. The record is from RefSeq and is a predicted model, not a curated record.